Molecule: messenger RNA, 2432 nt
Organism: Daldinia caldariorum
Lineage: Eukaryota; Fungi; Ascomycota; Sordariomycetes; Xylariales; Hypoxylaceae
Product: MFS general substrate transporter
Exons: 3
Coding region: 484-2274 (596 amino acids)
Biological process (GO): transmembrane transport
Molecular function (GO): transmembrane transporter activity
Source: RefSeq, a predicted model, not a curated record
AUCCCAAUCACAAUCGCCCGGUCCCGGCAGUUCCCAGUACCAGAUCUUAGUAGAUAACGUUGAAUUCUUUCUACAUUAGUUCACUAUUUAGGUCAUCUUGAUUGGAUUUUUUAUUUUACUUUUACAAUGGAUAUACCUAUUAGGCAUGGCUUCGCAGAUCUGAUUUUCUUUCUUUUUUUUCUCGAGUCCGUAUAUCGGUCAAGUCGUAUAUGUACUUAACCGCUUUAAUUCCCAAGGUUGACGAAGGUCCAGUAAUGUUAGCCACGGCUUAUUGUAUGGCUACCACCUGUCUUAAGUUUUUACGGGAAUAGCACUGAUAAGGGACACAUUCGCCGUAGAGAUCCGCGGGAAUAACCGCAAAAUCAAUAGCCGAACGGGGAAGAAUAAGUAGGAGGAUGGGUACAAAUUCGGUUUGGUAAAUCUUCUCCUAUCCCAUUUUUUAUUUACAAUGUCAUGUCUUGAUGUAAUUGUAAUAUCGUGGCAAUGAAUGAUAAUGAGAAACCGCCGACAACACCAAAGGAUCACCAUGAUAAGACACAAGAAGAUCGUUUCUCUAUAGAAGAGGAACUAGCACCCCAGUCUCAGUCUCUACGCCAAAGUAGUGAUCAUACUCAUACUCGUACUCAUACUCAAUCGAGAGAUUCAGACGACGAAGAAGACACACCCGGUUCUGAAGAUGGCGUUGAAGAUGAUGAUAAUAGGCCUCGAGACCUCGAGACGCUCUCUCGAGUGUCCAGUGGCCCACCUUAUACCGUUUUCUCGCCCUCCAUGAUACGGUGGAUAAUCUUUAUGAAUACCAUCUCAGCUUUCCUGUCACCCAUUACGGCCAACAUAUAUUUUCCGGCUAUUCCAGCUUUGUCGCGCGAUCUCGGUGUCACCGUUGGGCAGGUCAAUUUGACGCUGACGACUUACAUGAUCUUCCAAGGUUUGGCCCCGACGUUGUACGGUGAUUUAGCUGACGUCGCCGGAAGACGACCGGCCUUCAUCAUUGCUUUUACCAUCUAUCUUGGCGCCAACAUUGGAUUAGCUCUGCAACGCAAUUAUGCAGCGCUGCUCGUUCUCCGUAUGUUACAGAGUGGCGGAAGCAGUGGUACUCUUGCCCUCGUUUACGGGGUGGUUGCUGACAUCGCCCCGACCUCCAUUCGAGGAAAAUAUAUGGGUAUCGUCGGGGCGGGUUUGACGAUAGGCCCUUCCCUGGGUCCGCUUAUAGGCGGGCUGCUAGCGCAGUAUUUAGGAUGGGCAGCGAUAUUUUGGUUCUUAUGCAUUCUUGCCGUCGUGUGGAUGAUCCCUUACGUCUUGGCGGUGCCGGAGACGGGACGGAAAGUCGUAGGAAAUGGAUCCAUCCCGCCACAGGGCUGGAAUAUGACCCUUGUUGACUAUAUCCGGUUCAGGCGUCGCCCCGGGAACCUGUCGACGGGUCAGGUAAAGCAGAAGCUCCGAUUUCCAAACCCAUUCAACACACUUGCUGUUAUAGGUAAUAAGGAUAUGGCGAUGAUCCUCUUCUACAACGCUUCUCUCUAUAUAGGCUUCAUGAUUGUUACGUCCACUCUCGCCUCCCAGUUUGCCGAGAUUUAUCAUUAUAACGAUAUCCAGCUUGGAUUAUGUUAUUUACCGAUUGGUGGAGCGACUACAGUGGCGUCAAUCGGUAAUGGAUAUAUGAUAGAUUGGAAUUAUCGUCGUAUAGCUAAGAAGCUAGGCGUCAACAUUGACCGGAAACGUGGAAACGACCUCAAGGGAUUUCCCAUCGAAAAAGCCCGUCUUCAGCUGGUUUAUCCGCUCGUUUCUAUCGGAGCCGUGGCGUACAUCGGCUUCGGCUGGGCAUUGCACUACGAAGUCCACGUGGCCGUUCCUUUAGUGCUAUCCUUCUUUAUCGGGACAUGCGUCACCGGGCCUUUCCAAAUCAUCAAUGUUUUAAUUGUUGAUUUAUACCCCUCAGCUCCUGCAACGGCGACCGCUGCAAACAACUUAUGCCGAUGUUUAUCUGGUGCCGUAGCCGCGGCAGUUAUACAAUACAUAAUAGAUGCCUGGGGAAGGGGAUGGGCUUACACCUUUAUUGCGCUUAUCUUUACGUCACUUUCCCCGGCCCUUUGGGUUAUUCAGAAAUACGGACCUAAGUGGAGAGAAGAACGUAUAGAGAAGAUGAAGCAAGCCAUCGAGAAAAAGGAGGCGGAAACCAAAGCCAAAGCCACAGCCACAGCCAAAGAGAAAGGAAGUGCUGCAGUCGAGCAGAGCAACGAUGGUAUCCUUGCCGAGCCUCAAGUCUCAUCUAGAUAAACCUCAUCCUUGGUGUCUGGUUUAAACUAUAAACAUAUGCUAUAGGAGGCCUGUGCUUAUGGGAACAGGCUUCCAGACAUACAUUGCACGAGACGUAUAGCCAUAGAUUGCAUAAGGGUGAGAAGUAUAGAAUCGAAUGGCCUGUUUGUGUGAUGGUU